Gekko japonicus is the source of this 1674-nucleotide messenger RNA. Its product is annotated as serine/threonine-protein kinase TNNI3K. The annotation marks the transcript as partial. The record is from RefSeq and is a predicted model, not a curated record. The transcript is spliced from 15 exons. Gene Ontology annotation, biological process: protein phosphorylation. Gene Ontology annotation, molecular function: protein binding; protein kinase activity; ATP binding. NCBI's taxonomy places the organism in Eukaryota, Metazoa, Chordata, Lepidosauria, Squamata, Gekkonidae.
UUUUUCAGCUCUGAUGAAGCCUUCAGCAAAGUUAAUUUAAAUUACCGAACGGAAAAUGGACUGUCUCUUCUGCAUUUGUGUUGUAUUUGUAAUGGUAAUAAAUCACACGUUAGGACUCUUAUGCUGAAAGGACUGCGCCCAUCAAGGUUAACAAGAAAUGGAUUUACAGCUCUGCAUUUAGCAGCAUACAAGGACAAUGCGGAACUUGUCACGGCCUUGCUGCACAGUGGAGCUGAUAUUCAACAAGUCGGCUAUGGAGCACUUACAGCUCUUCAUAUUGCUACAAUUGCUGGUCACCAUGAGGCUGUCGAUAUUCUUCUGCAACAUGGUGCAUAUGUCAAUGUUCAAGAUGCAGUUUUUUUCACCCCUUUACACAUUGCAGCCUACUAUGGCCAUGAGCAGGUAACCCGACUCCUGCUGCAAUUUGGUGCUGAUGUGAACGUGAGUGGAGAAGUUGGGGACAGGCCCCUCCACUUAGCUUCUGCCAAAGGAUUUCUCAAUAUUGUAAAGCUUUUAAUGGAAGAGGGCAGCAAGGCUGAUGUGAAUGCUCAAGACAAUGAAGACCAUGUUCCUCUUCACUUCUCCUCUCGCUUUGGGCAUAAUGACAUAGUAAAGUUCUUGCUCCAAAGUAAUUUUGAAGUCCAGCCUCAUGUGGUUAAUAUUUAUGGAGACACCUCUCUGCACCUUGCUUGCUACAGUGGAAAAUUUGAAGUUGUGAAAGAAUUAAUUCAGCUGUCAGGAACAGAAAGUCUCACCAAGGAGAAUAUAUUCAGUGAGACCACCUUUCACAGUGCUUGUACCUACGGCAAGAACAUAGAUUUGGUGAAAUUUCUACUUGAUCAGAAUGUGUUGAGCAUUAAUCACCAAGGAAGAGAUGGACAUACAGGACUACAUUCUGCUUGCUAUCAUGGCCACAUCCGUCUUGUCCAGUUCUUACUGGACAAUGGAGCUGAUAUGAAUCUCGUAGCCUGUGAUCCCAGCAGGUCUAGUGGUGAAAAAGAUGAACAGACCUGUUUGAUGUGGGCAUAUGAAAAAGGCCAUGAUGCUAUUGUUACUCUUCUGAAGCAUUACAAAAGACCUCAGGAUGAAUCACCUUGUAAUGAGUACUCCCAGCCUGGAGGAGAUGGAUCUUAUGUGUCAGUUCCAUCCCCACUAGGGAAGAUUAAAAGCAUGACAAAAGAAAAGGCGGAUGUUCUCCUCCUCCGUGCUGGUUUGCCAUCCCAUUUCCACCUCCAGCUUUCAGAAAUAGAGUUCCAUGAAAUUAUUGGUUCAGGGUCGUUUGGAAAAGUGUACAAAGGACGAUGUAGAAAUAAAAUAGUGGCAAUCAAGCGCUACCGAGCCAACACUUACUGCUCCAAAUCAGACGUUGACAUGUUUUGUCGUGAAGUUUCUAUCCUGUGCAGACUCAAUCACCCCUGUGUCAUCCAAUUUGUUGGUGCUUGCCUGGAUGACCCAAGUCAAUUUGCUAUAGUCACGCAAUACAUAUCAGGAGGGUCCCUCUUUUCCCUGCUGCAUGAACAAAAAAGGAAUCUUGACUUGCAGUCUAAAUUAAUCAUUGCUGUAGAUGUUGCAAAAGGCAUGGAGUAUCUUCACAAUCUUAUCCAGCCAAUAAUACAUCGGGACUUAAACAGGUACAUUUUUCUUUUGUCUCUCCAAGCCUAUUGUCAUAUAUAA